AUUGAUUUUGGCCUUGCACGUGAAAUGAAAUUUGGCGUUGACAAUACAAAAACUACACGUUAUUAUGCCACCCUGGCUAUGGAAAAUUAACAAAGCAACAGAUCAUUGAUAGACUUGAUGAUUACCGUUAUUUUGGCGUAGUUAUGAGAGAACUACUUACGGGUAAAAAGCCAUCUGUAGAGGCAUGUCCAGAAGAUGAUUUAAUGACACAAAUUGAAAAGAAGAUAAGAAAACGAUUAAUGAAAAUGUGGAAGGAUUUACAAGUAGUACCAGAAGUUACAGGACCUUUAGUUACUCUGUCUAGUGAAUGCAUUGAAAAUGAGGAAAUGACUUCUGAUAAAUUGGUAUCAGAAUUAAAGAAUCAUCUUAGAAAUAGUAACACUCAAAGAUGGAUUAGUAGGAAACAGCUAAAGGAUGUGAUACAACAGGGGAAAGGCAGUAAACAAACAGAAAAGUGUGAUAUAUGCUUGGCUUAUGAUGCAGUGGAGGAAAGUGUGUUCAAACACCAUGAUUGUAUAAUAUCACAUAAAUGUCUGUGUUUCAUGUAUGAGGAAUUCAUAUUGCAAUCCAUCCAUUGUCAUUCAUGUGACACAAAGGUGACACCAACUAUAGGUCAUAACUGGGCAGCCUUGCUGAUAGCAGGGUACGAUACACGUGAUUGGGUGGCCAAAUCUUUCAAAGAAGAUGUGAAAGCAAUUGAGCAAGUGAUUUCUUCAAAAUGCCCUCUUGUAAUGGGUGUAAGCACUAGUAAUAUGCAAACAGUUUGUCCAGAAGAGAAAGGAAAACCAGAUAACAUGUUAGAAAAAUUAAAAACAUCUAAAGAAGUUUUAAAAGGUAUUAAAGGUGUUCAAACUCUGCUUGUUUAUUAUUCCGGUCAUUAUAAGCCAGAUGAGGGGGGAUUUCAACUUGUUCAUAGCAAAGAAGGAGAGACUGGCAUUCAGAAUGAAGAACAAUAUCUUUCUGCUGAAGAUUUUCAAGAGGUUAUAUCAGAGAUUUUAUAUGGAUGUGAAUCAGCCGUGGAGUCAAAGAGAACAAUAGUAUUUCUAGAUUGUUGUGCUGGGCCUGUAAUUUUACCUACUAAAGAGAAUAAAUCAAUACCAACUUCAUCUGGGGAUACAAGUCAAAAUGAAAAGCUUCCAUGUUUUACUCUUAGUAAAAAUGUAAGGAUUGUACAAAUUAAUGCCUGCCGUCCAGAUCAAUUUUCGGUGGUGCAACAAGGUGGUAGCCUGUUUAGAAAGUAUCUUAUUCAGUGCCUUACAAGAGAAGCUCUGGGUGCCAAGUGUUUGAUUGAGAGCUGUUAUCAGUGCAAAAUUAAAGGGGAUUUUAUAACUAUUGAAAAACUGAUUGGUUAUGUAGGAAAGCAUCUGGAUCAACACCCUAAAAUGGAGCAAUACGACCCUGUUAUGAAUUCUUACAAUGUUAGUAAAUUGGAUGCCAAGAUAGGAUAUGUUGUAAAUUUCAAAGUGGAUUUAAAGUUUACCUUGAAGUUAGGUGAGAAAAUUAGGUAUCAUAUGAUUUCACAGCGUAUGUUCACAGAGUUACAGGAAUUACAAAAGUUGUUGUUCGAGAAAUUUGUAGAGAAAAUGGAGCUUGAUAAAUCCAUUGGAGAUGAGCCAAAAUUAGAUACAACAGAGUUAUAUGGCAUGAUUUGUAUCGAGGUUGAGAAAAUUCGUCAAAGAGAUAAAAUAACUACACUGGACCAAUUGAUGACUGCAUGGAAUGCUAAACGAGAGCUUUUGGUCACAUUAAGGGCAGAGGCUGAAAUUUAUAAUGGUAUGGUUGGAAAAUUUCUACCCAACGGCCAAAGUGUGGAUCCCAUUUUAAAAUACUUGGAAAAAAGUGAUCAUGUCACGAUGGCCUAUAAAGAUUAUAUAACUGUAGCCAAAGUUGACAUUGUGAAAUACUUAGAAAAUCUGCCUGAUGACAUUCAUGAGGAAGGCACAUCGUUGGACACAUUUGAUGAUCAUAUUGUGAACAUUGAUAAUGCUAUGAAGCAAGACAAAGAGGAGAUGAAGAAAGUAAAGGAGCUACAUAUAGUAUUUCUUUGCAAAAUUGAUGAAAACGGGAAAAAGAUUCAUAGAAGUAACUUCAUAUGUUACCAGCUCAAAAGAGAAAAAGACUUCUUUAAAGAAUUACAAAAACAACAAGAGAAAACACCCCAAAAACAUGCAAUAGGAAAAUUAAAUGGUUAA
Molecule: messenger RNA, 2192 nt
Organism: Ruditapes philippinarum (Manila clam)
Lineage: Eukaryota; Metazoa; Mollusca; Bivalvia; Venerida; Veneridae
Exons: 10
Coding region: 144-2192 (682 amino acids)
Biological process (GO): proteolysis
Molecular function (GO): cysteine-type endopeptidase activity
Source: RefSeq, a predicted model, not a curated record